AUGAUAGAGCAACAACAGGUUCUUGCUGGGAAGCAACAAAGGGCAUGGGGCACACAUGCCCAUUGCAUUGCUUUGGCUAUUUUCCUUAUUGUUUUUGUGGGUUUUGAUGCCAGUGGCAUUGGAAAGAGAACCCAAGCAAAUUGGGCACAGUUGCGAUACAGACAAAAACGCCGCCUGGAAGGAGCGGCGACAGGAGAAGAUGGCAAUAUCCCUGACAGUGGAGAACUUGGCGACGAGAGAAACAUUGUGAACGAUGCUAUUGCAGCAGUCCCUGAUGACCCCAAGACUCUCACGGCAAUUGUUGCUGCGAUUAUCUUGGUGCCGGCAACUAUCCUUGGUGCCAUGUUCAGUGGCAUGGUCUUCAAGGACACUUUCAUCCACGAAAUUCCUUCAACAAUUCAGUAUACCCUGCCCACAAGCGUCAGCCUCAGGGAUUUGUCAGAUACAGAACAAAAUGACCUCAAGACUGCCACUACCAGCUUCUAUGACAGUGUUUUGAGAGCAGCACAUUCAGAAGUUGUGUCUGUGAAUGUUAGGUCUUUCAGGGAUGCUGAUUCAACUGCAGCAUCAAACAUUCUGGAAUCCUUUUUUGACUUGUUUUUUGGAGCUGGUUAUCAUGGCUACCAGUGGAAAUUUGUAAUCGUCAUCGGUACCACCAGCACCACCUCCUUGACUCUGGGCCAAGCAGUGGUAACCGUGGAAGGGGCAAGCAUGUCUGAAUAUGUGAGCAGCCACCUGGCAAACUUGGGUUCAUCCAACAUCAUGGCCAACACUGAGAGUACUGCCUAUUUGUCCCGCCUGUAG
Molecule: messenger RNA, 804 nt
Organism: Seminavis robusta
Lineage: Eukaryota; Bacillariophyta; Bacillariophyceae; Naviculales; Naviculaceae
Source: the annotation of a GenBank genome assembly